This is a messenger RNA of Parus major (Great Tit), 12867 nucleotides long. It is a transcript of the gene DCX, whose product is annotated as doublecortin. Gene Ontology annotation, cellular component: neuron projection; axoneme. The transcript has 7 exons. NCBI's taxonomy places the organism in Eukaryota, Metazoa, Chordata, Aves, Passeriformes, Paridae. The record is from RefSeq and is a predicted model, not a curated record. Gene Ontology annotation, molecular function: microtubule binding. Gene Ontology annotation, biological process: axoneme assembly; retina development in camera-type eye; neuron migration. Bases 389 to 1486 code for a protein of 365 amino acids.
GUUGGGCCAGAUGAUUUCUUGGUACAACUGGAUUCAAGGGGAAAUUUGCAUCCUUCCAAACACCACCCCCCAAACCUGCCCCUCUAAACCUUUUGUUUACUCGUCUGUUGACCUAUCCUGAGCUGGAAUCAGCAGCCCUUUUCCCCCUGAAACACACACUGUGAGCAGACGACUGAUGGUGAGAGUGAAAAUCACUGAGGCAAAGUGUUCCAUCCCCGCGAAGGGAUGGAACAAGGCACUAGGACCUAGGAGGCGUCUCAUCCACCCUGGCAGGAAUUUCUUGCUUGGAGCUCAGACAACAAAGGCAGAGUGAGCCUGGUUUUCUUUCUCUCAGCAUCUCCACCCUGCGCGCUGAAAACCGCUUCAGAUCUUUAGGGUUCACCAAACUAUGGAACUUGAUUUUGGACACUUUGACGAAAGAGACAAGGCGUCCAGAAACAUGCGAGGCACACGGAUGAACGGCUUGCCCAGCCCCACUCACAGCGCUCACUGUAGCUUCUACAGAACCCGGACCUUACAGGCGCUGAGUAACGAGAAGAAAGCCAAGAAGGUGCGUUUCUAUCGCAACGGGGACCGCUACUUCAAGGGGAUUGUAUACGCCGUGUCCUCCGACCGCUUCCGAAGUUUCGAUGCGCUCCUGGCGGACCUGACCCGGUCCCUGUCCGACAACAUUAACCUGCCUCAGGGAGUGCGCUACAUUUACACCAUCGAUGGCUCGCGGAAGAUCGGCAGCAUGGACGAGCUGGAGGAAGGGGAGAGUUACGUCUGCUCGUCCGACAACUUCUUCAAGAAGGUGGAAUACACCAAGAAUGUCAACCCCAACUGGUCUGUCAACGUGAAGACCUCUGCCAACCAGAAAGCACCUCAGUCCCUGGCCAGCAGCAACAGCGCCCAGGCCAAGGAGAACAAGGAUUUUGUGCGCCCCAAGCUGGUGACCAUCAUCCGCAGCGGGGUGAAGCCCCGCAAGGCCGUGCGCGUGCUCCUCAACAAGAAGACUGCCCACUCCUUCGAGCAAGUCCUCACUGACAUCACUGAAGCUAUCAAACUGGAGACAGGGGUGGUCAAAAAGCUGUACACCUUGGAUGGGAAGCAGGUGACCUGUCUCCACGAUUUCUUUGGGGAUGAUGAUGUGUUUAUCGCCUGUGGUCCAGAAAAAUUCCGCUAUGCACAGGAUGACUUUUCCCUGGAUGAAAGCGAGUGCCGGGUGAUGAAGGGGAGCCCAGCAGGUGCCACGGGCAGCAAAUCCUCCCCCACCCCUCAGAAGAGCUCGGCCAAGAGCCCCGCGCCCAUGCGCCGCAGCAAGUCCCCGGCCGAUUCAGGUAACCACCAAGAUGCCAACGGGACCUCCAGCAGUCAGCUGUCCACACCCAAAUCCAAGCAGUCCCCGAUCUCCACGCCCACCAGCCCAGGGAGCCUCCGUAAGCACAAGGACUUGUACCUGCCUCUGUCUUUGGAUGACUCGGAUUCCCUUGGAGAUUCCAUGUAGAGCGACGCGGAGCGAAAUGUCCACAUUGCAUUUGGGAUACAGCAAAGUACCUCUGCCAAAACAAGCAGAUAGGUGACUGGUGCUUUCAAGUCAAAGGACACACGGUUAAAUGUCAUUUUUGUUCUGUGAUUUCUCCUCUCUGUGCCACAAACCAACACCUGCCAGUCUAUAGAGAUAGAGGGAUACCAUUCUUCUAAGUUACAGGGGCGCAGAAUGGGCAUUGUGAGAAAUUUGGGGCCGACACGCCAACGAUUCUGUGCAUUUCCCAUUUUCUUCUGUUCCUUCUUCUGCUGCAACCAUGUGGUUUUCCUAGUGGUAGUAAAGUAGCUGUCCUGGAGGUGUGCAGGUGGAGCCCUUGCUGAGCACUUUGCAAGCUGGAGCAGAGCAGAUGAUGUUCUCCUCCUGUGCAAAGUGCCCACCUCUGCCAGCUCCUCCUCACUCACAGCCCCAGUUCUGGCACCUGCAUUCUAAAGAGUCUUGCUUUUAUUGUGGAGGCUAGGAAGGGAAUUUCUAGUUUGAUGCUUAAUAUGCCAGCAGAGGCUUGGAUGAGAUUAGGAAUGAUUGCAUCAGAUGCUAAGUAAGGUUAGUACAAUAAUUCAAAUUAUUCAAAUGUUGUUUGGGUUUGCUUUUUUUUUAAUAAUUAAACAAAACCCCAUAAAUCAGCUGAGUUAUCUGGAGUAUAACACCUUCCACAUGCAAUCCAAGGAUGCUGCUAGCUGGUAACAAAUAUUUAUACCUCCCCUAUGGUAUCUCUCUAUCUCUGUUUGUAACAGUAAUGCCUUGUGAACAGCCAACACUGAAAACACUGUGAGAAUUUGUUUUCAGGUUUGACACCCUAUAGGUCACUUUUUAUAGCAAAAAAAUCAAUACACUUUUUAUAAAGGAAAACCUUUUAUCUGUGUUUUGGGAGUAAGGAUUCAAGCUCCUUGUUUUUUAUAAAAGCUGGUAAUUUUCUUUUGUUUAAAAAACACGUUCAGAAAAAAAAAAAAGUACAAAAAAAACCAACCACAACUGCAGAACAAUAAUAACAACAGCUCAGUUUAGAAAUCUUGUCAUCACUGCCAAAACAGACACGUGUAGGGGGGGGAAAAAUGGUCAAUUCAAAGUAUUGAAUGUUUUGAUAGUUUUUGUAAUGUUUAAGACUACGUAUUUGAUUUUUUACACUUCAGUAUUCCUAACUAUGGCCAGAUUCUCUACUUAUAUAACAAAUGAAGUUUUGUGGUGUUCUAAAACCCGUAUUUUAAGAAACUCUUCUAUCUGAGAAAAAACAAACUCGCUGUAUUUAGAGAAAGCUGUUGCUUUUAUUAAUCAGUAAUGCCUCCUCCAGAAUGCAAAGUUCAUCUCCUCACGCAGGGCUGGUGGUUUUUACUGCGCCUCAGCUUUGUCCUAGGCCAGCUGCCAUUGCCUCCCUCCCUCAUGGAAUAAGCUUUGAUAAAACUGAUUCUUGCAGAACUUUACCUAAAUGAAAUCUGUGCAAUCAAUUCUUUCUUUGUUGCUCUAUUUGCCUUUUUUUUUUUUUAUUUUCUUUUCCAACAUAGACACCUACUCCCUGUUGCCUUGCAACCCCUUGUGAUUAGGAUGGAUUUUAUCCUCGUGAUUUUUGAUGCUCCACGAAUGCUGGGUUGUUCCCAAAGCCACUCCAUGUUUUGUUUGCUUGCAUUGCUGGGAUGAAACAAUCUGUGCAGGCUGCAUCUUCCGAGGCUCGUGUGAUCACGCUUAUAAUGCAACUUUUUCAAAGAGAUUUAUCAGAGAGAGGCCAGGAUUGGGAAUUGUCAAGGGGUCAGAGUUAUCAUGCACCAAAUUUGCACCCAGUAGUCUUAGUGCAUGACCAUUUACACCCAGAGUUUUGCACAAGAAACCAUUUGUUCUCACUGGUAGCUUCGUUUGAUUGAAUAACUCUCUGACUGCACAACUGCUAAAUGGUCAUUUUAAAUAUUGUAAAUAGAAUCCUGGGGUUAGUUCACAGGCUAAGGGCUCGUGUUGAGGGUUUGUGGGGGGAAGGACGGUGCUGUGGACAAAGCUUGGGUGCAGUAGUCAGCACACCUCUCAGCCCUUGGCAUUGCUGAAUUUUGUGUCUGAAUGGGAGCAGGUCUCUGAGUAACCCUGUGCCUCAAUCUGUCUGUCUGUCCCUGCAGGGACAGCUCUGUUCUACCUCACUGGGGGUUGUGAGGCCAAAUGUUGGUUAACAUUUGUCAAGUGCUUUCAGAUCCUCUAACAGAAGGUGCUGAAAUAUUCUGGGUGCAGAUUUGGUUAUGGGUGCUAAUUUUUGGCUGUUUAAUCCUCUGAGUGCUACUGUAGACACUGGUCAUGAGCAAAAAGGACUUCUUUAAGCAUAAGGAUGUCAAAGGCCUUGGUUAUGUUAAUAACAAUAUUAUUCACCAGAGCUUUUGUCUUAGGGAAAGCUUUAGUGGGACAGAUAAUUUGACAUGUUUUUACCCUCUCCCCUGUUCUAUUGGUGGGGAUCUGAGUCCCUCCCUGAGCCUCUGCCUUUCCAGGGACCCUGAGCAGUAGCCAUGGAUGGACUGGAGCUGCAGUCCAGGGUUGUCACACGGUGACAGAGCCCAUUCCUGUCACAGUCAGGGUGAGCCUGUCCUGCCACCUGUCCUCAGAUAAAGCAGGAGACCAGCCAUGCAAUCCCAUGCAGGUUCUCUUGCUGCUCAGUGCAGGACACUCACCAGGGAUGCACCAGGAAACCCAAAUUCUUGCUAUCCUGGGCUGCUCUCUGCAGCCUGAGCUGCUGGAGCUGGUGGUGGGAGGAAAGGAAUCUGGGAGAUGCUUUCACCCUGUGAGUGCAGUUUGUGUAAGAGAAAGCUGGAUCCCAAGGGAGGAAUGAUCCUUUGUUUGGAUGGCUGUUGAGAAGGGAUUCCUGUCCUGCCUGCCAAAAGCUCUGUUUGGUUAUUUGGAGAUGCUUUUCCUGGGGGGGCAUCACUAAGGAAUCACUGAGCUCUUCCUCCUGAGCUGCACCUGGUGACACAUCAAAAACCUGAUCCUGCCAGCUCUCCCUUGGGAAUGCAGCUUUGCUUGCAUGAGGAGCAUCCUGUGGUGGGGCUGAGCCCAGCAAUUCCUUCAGGGAAUUAGGGGGACCUUGAAAAGGCCUAAAAGAAUAAUAAUAAUAAUAAUAAUUAAAAAAAAUUGUUCAGUGGGAAAAAUAGCCAUUCAAACCAGCAGAAGCCACAAAGAAAACAGGGUAUGAGGUCAAACUCCCAAGUUUUAAGAAGCAAUUUUCUAGGUAGAAAUGCCUGGGCAGUAGAAGUCAGUGAGCAUUUCAGCUGUAGCAUAGAGUGAAGUCUGUAUUAAUGCCAAUAUUGCAUGAGUUCUUGUACAGAAAUGCAUGUGGAAUGUUACAUACAUUCAGAACUAGUUAUCUCUGGCUUUGUAGGAUCCCUCAUCUAGAUUUGGAUACAGAUAAACAGUGCACAGGCAUCAGACCAUAGUUAUAUAAACAGGACAGCCCUGAUAUAGGAAAGAACUUAGAAGCUUAAAUUUUAGCACAUGCUUUACUCCUGUGUUGACUUUUCACGAGAUUAAGCUUGGGUUUGGUCAGAAAGCUUUCCUGAACUGCUGUGAAUUAGUAAUUACUUCCAAUAUACUAUAGCAAUUCCAGACCCUGUGAGAUCCUGGAGCAGAUGAUAGUAAUUCCACUAUAUACUCCAGAGUUCACCUUUCAUAUUUUUUAUUUAUUUUUUUUUUUACAUUACAAGCUCAUAAAGCUCCACAUGAUAUGAGGAUUUGCCAUAUUAAUUCUGCUAUAAAAACCCUGCCUAAUUUGCCUCAUGAGGCUGCCUUUAGUGCUUUCAGAGACUAAUUGAAUCACUGAGACUAUAUUAUUUUAAAACAAUAGAGUAUUUAAAGACAAAUUGGAGAAACUCUUAAAGUAGCAGGGCUUUGUUUCUUUGAAAUCUGCCUUUUUUUCAGUGUAAUUUAGCAAAUUUGCAUAUAAAGAUGCCCAUUUCAGACACAGUCAUUAGGAAGGAAUAGCACAGACUGAGGGGUUUAACUCUUUUACACUCAGGUGAUGGUCUUGACUGUAUAAGAUGAGAGCAAUGCAGCAAAACCUUCAGCCUUGGGAUUUUUAUCACUAGUAAAGCAUUUAAUAUCCUGAAGUUUCUGGUUUAAAACCUCAUUUGGUAUAAGAUUUGAAGCUAGUUCAGUUCCACCAGCUAAAUAUAUUAAAGUGAUUUGGAAAGAGUUUGAUAAUGGGAUUUUACUUUGCAGAUUUUCCCUACCACUGUCUGUGUUUCCUAUAUCUGCACAUUAUUUAUGGUCUUCUCAGGAGCUAGCAACACUAAUUGUGAUUUUUCCAUAGACAAUAAAAGAAUCCUGCUUGGAAAACAACUCCACAUCUCUCUCACCCUCAGCUAACACAAUUGUAGGCAUACAAAAAACCAGCUGCUAUUUCUCUCUUAUUUGCUUGUCCAGUAUUUUUGAAGGGGAAAAAAAUGAGGUAGAACCAAAAAUUGUGGCAAACAGCAAAGCAGUGUUACACCCAGGCAUUUCCAAUGGGAAACAAGGGCAUUAAAGUGGUAGUUUCUCCUUAUCCAUACGGAUAACAUUUUCUAGGAUGCCUUGUCUUUGCUUUUUCUCGCCUUUGAGGUCAGUGCUGCUCUUCCUGCUGCUCCCCAGCACACCCUUGGGAGUGCUCUGGGAUUCCAGGCUGAAUCCCUACCACUUUUCCAGGGACAACCAUCCCUGGAAGAGUCAUCUUCUCUGCAGGGGCCCUGUGUGGGUUUUCCAGCCUGAGCCUUCCCCAGAGUGCUGAGAGCACCGCAGUGAUUUUGUCGCUGACCCCACAGCCGUGCAGAGCAAACGAGAGUUCUCUUUCGCUGUAGCAGAGGCAGAAUCAUUUUUAGAGAAAGGGAUGAAAAAUAGCCAAGUAAAGUAGAUCUAAAAUUAGUCUAGAAAGUGUCUCCUCAAGCUAAGACAAUCCAAAACCAGAGAAAAGCUCCGUGGAGGUGUGUUUGCCACACGCCAGGUGCUGAUCACGACCACGACGGAACAAAACAGCUUUUUCCACAUGGGGACUUUGGCUCCAGGUUAUUUUUCUGGUUGCUGAUGGAAGCAGGCUGGGACAGCGUUUGGGACUGAUGAGGUUCUUUGCAGAAGCAAAUGGAUGGCAUGAGAUGAGGAUAUUUUUCCUGUGCAUCUGAAGAGUCAGGUCAGUCCAUGCAACAGGACGAGUGCUUUACACAAGACACCUGGAAGAGAUCCAGCUGAAACCCCACCUUGCUGUGCUGAGAGCAGGAAAGUGAAGACUUUAAGUGCCUUCUAACACCCCUUGGGCUUCAGGAGCAGGACUGUGCACGUGCCCAGCAAGGCCUAGGGUUCAAUGGCCUUGACCAAAGGAGGCAGGGCACGCUUUAAGUCUCGAGGUAUUUAGCCCAUCUCUUGAAAAUUGCUCUCUGCAGUACCACAGAAUUCUUCUGGCUGAUGCCUCUGUCCCAUCUGCAUGAAUCUGAGCCUCUCCACAGUAUCUCAGGAAAUGCUACAGCUGAGUCUUGCAUCUCACAGCUGCUCCUCACUGUGGAGUGAACAGGGCUGGGUUCUGCUGCAGUGGUUGUUGAUUCUGCUGUUCAGAUGUUCUUCAUCCUCCUCUGCUCCUGGCUCGAGAGCUGGCUUCUCCUGGUGCCUGCAGGUGAAAGGCUGGGAGCAGCAAUGUAUAGACCCCUUUGUUUUGUUUCCUCUGGAACAGUUCUAGUCAGUGAUGAUUGAAGCUGACAAACCAUCAUUUUAAUAGGGAGAGGGGAGAUUUUCAGGGAAUAUCAGUGGGUGGACAGAAAGGUUUUUUCCAGCAAUGCCAUUGCACAGCUGCUCUGACAGGACCCCAGCUGCAGGGCAUGGUAUGAGUACUACACCUUCAGGUGUAAAUGUGGAGUUUUGGGGUCACAGACCUUGGGACACUGCUCAGAGAAUAUUAAACAAAUCAACACCUAUUUUUGGCCAAUAGAUGAGCUUCUGAGCAAAUGGGAAUCAAACCUAGUGGAUUCAGCAGUGGGGUUUCAGAGCCAUUGGGGUUUCAGAGCUCUUGGGGUGUGGCACAGCCCUGGACAGAUGAUUUCUCCUUGUGCCAUGGUGUCCCAGUGCACAGAGGGCUGGUCCCAAUACUUCACCUGCAGGGUGCUUUGAUCAAAGAGCUUGAUUUUAAAAUGUAUUCAUUGCUCAGUGAAGUCUGAGCACUUUGUAGGAGCAAACUGUGUCCCUGGCAAGUCUCUCACUGAACUCUGGCACUUUCAAAACUCUGCUGCAAAAAUGAUCAAGUAUUUCAGUCAUGGUGAAAGACAGACACCUCAUUUUUAGUUCCCAAUCAAAACCAUAGCAAUAUCCCUGGGAGGAAGGAGAAACCCUCAUCCAGCAGCCCAUUUCUCUCCUGCCUCAAUACAGCCCCCACUGCCCCUCUUUUGGUUAGAUGUAGGUGCACAUAUCAGGCAAUUCCUGCUAGUAGUCAAAAUAUGGGCCUUGUGUUUACAAACAGUGAAUAAGUCUAAUUAUUUCUGUGUCUUUCUACCAAGUGGGCCAGGUGUUGAAAACCUUCUUGUUUAGAAAGUGUUCAUGGCCAGGUGUCUACAUGCCUUGCAAUGUCCUUGCUUAGUGCACUUGAACCCACCUCUUGUGGCUCUUUAUCUCCAUGAACUCAGGACUCUCCAAGAGCCAGUUUGGAGGUUCCCUAGGUCUGACAGUUUAUCACUCAAACUGAAGAAAAAGGAGGAUGCCCACAGGGAAUUAACAAAUCUUGGCAGUAAUUAAUCUGUCAGCUGAAAAAAAGAAAGAUGGCAUCGUCAUGGCAAGAUGCCAUGAUGGAGAACACAGGAGAUGAAGGGAAAAGCCUGUUCCUUAGAGGAUUGGUGGGGAAUGUUUGUUAGGAGAUGGGUACUGAGUCAUUAAAUGAGCUGGAGCUUCAGAGAAAAUCCAAUGGCAGGGAGAGCACGAGGCACAGCACUGGACAUGUCAGUGCCACUGGUGUGUGGGAAUAAUGGAGGACAGAAACCAAGAAAUUCUGGGGACAAACAAAGAAGGAGGCUGCGGCUAGCUGAGGCUCUGUGGCUUGGUUUGGACAGAGGAGCAGCAGCAGCUCCUGGCUGUUGCUUGAGUCACUGUCCCUGCAGGUCCCCAGGCCAGGGGGCAGUGUCUGUCCACAGCACUGUCUGUGCCUCUGUCCUUGGCAGAAAUAAAGCCAAACCUGGCUGCAUUAGGCAGGAGAACUUGGUGUGAAGCUCUUCCCCUGCUGCCAUUUAGCUCUCCUGCCAGCACAUGCCAUCCCUCCAAGGCAGAAGGAAGAUGCAGCACUUGCUCAAGGACAGCACCAAGCUGUGGGUUGGGUUUAUUUGCCAGGAAUAUCAAUCCUUGAUCAGCCUGCCCUGGCCUGGGGAGGACACACCUGGCACUCUGGGGAAUGUAAGAAGUCCAUGCAGAACAUGGACACCUGUGUUUAACACUGGUUUUCUUCUCAAGAGAUCUUUUUCCUGAAUUCUGUUGGGUUAUAGUGCUUGUGAAUUUAAUCCUAAACCACAAAACAACUGACUUAUCCAAACACUUUUUUACUGUAUAGUCUCAGAAUAUUUUUCUGUUGUUGCACAAAGAUUGCAUCUCUUUUAUUUCCAUAAAUUCUCAGACAGUCAGUAUAAAGCAAAUGGAACCAAAUACACCUAAUUUUCUGCUGCUUUAACCAGACAGAAGCUCCUCUGCAAUUAAUUUGUGAAUCUAUUUGGUCCAAGGUUGGUCUCCUAUUUCAAAGAUUGAUUACUGUUGAUAAUUCUUGUGUGAUUGAUUGAUUGAUUGCUUGAGUGCAGAUUCAGUUUCCUGGGUGACAGCUGCAGCCUUUGCAGAGAAAACCUCACUGGCCCCAGUUAAAAAGUCAUCUCUUGUAUGGACCUCAAAUAGCAAGUUAUAGAUGGGAGAUAUUUUCUAUAGUUUAAUUAUAGUUCAUGAUAAAGGUGAAAUAGUGUGUUGAAAAGUUUUAGAAUUGAAAAUUAAAUAAGGAACCUCAGCAAAUCAGGGCCUCCUCCAUAUUUUUUGCUUUUAAAGAGUGUUGGCUUUAUCUCCCUUUACUCUUGCUCUGUCUACCAAUAGAUAUACCCUGAGCCCAGCAGGUUUAUGGAACUAGAAGUAGUAUUUCUAUUUCUACCAAUAUUUUUCUACUCUAGUCCCAGCUAGUACCAGGCAGAAUAGAGAUUUAUGGUUGGCUUGGAUUUUAGAGAAAAGCAUUGCCAAUGUCUCUGAAAUAGAAAGAAAGGUUCGGUUCAUUUCAGGUGACUCAUCUAAACUCAAGGCUGCUUUUGAAUUUAAUCCAAGCUGGUUCUUCCAUCUCUCUUGGCAAGAGUUAUAUAUAGGAAAUGGAGCUAAAUUGGAGUCAUGUUUGCACAGUGGGGUUGUUGCAGAGCACUGGGACUCACCUGGCACGUGAUGGAACAGGUGGUCAGCGAGAGCCUGACCCUGGCUCUGAAUCCCAGAGUUCUGGGAAUCCCAUGCACAGGGUCAGGCUCUGGAAAUACCUGUAAGGGACCAAACGGCCCAGUUUUCAACAUGACAAAUUUUACUUUCAGAGAAUCCCUGAGAAACACGUUGUGGGGGUUAUUUUUGUUGUUGUGUGGGUUUGGGGGUUAUGUUGGGGGAGUAUUUUGUUGCUUUUUUGUUUUAAUUACAGCAGGGCUGCUUUUCUCCAUCUGCUUCCAAUCAUUGCAGAGCAGGUAUGGAUGGACUUGUAAUUCACUUUCCUUAGCAGGUGGCAGGGGAAAUCCUGUGAUAUUCUGUUUCCCUCUCUUGCUGACCCUGCUGUCACAGGGGGGUUGCAGAACACACAGAUUUUUUCCCUUUCUAUCCCUCUCUUUAAGACAGAGGACCUUUUUUCAGAUUUAGUGUGAUGUCUAAUGAUGCAUCUGCCUAAAUAGAAGAAUGUCUGGGGAAUUAAUUGCACUGCUAAUUGGUGUUUUUAGAUAUGGUGAAGCAGGAGUAUUGAAUGUAAGAACAAGGAAGCCUGUGAGUUAUAAUUACAUGCUGAAUUCUGACAUGUGAAACUGUUGUUAGUUUGCUUCUUAUUUAAAUGAUGGGUGAUCCAAGCAGCUUUAGCACCUUGGCAUCCUGGUACAGCUGUGAUUAGCAAUUAGCAGACACCCAGGGUCUUUUGGAAAGAGGAAACCUGUCUAGCCAAAUCUCUUCUGUUCUGUGAAAUGACACAUUCCCCUCCAUAAUUCUCUGGAUUUUGUGACACUGUCGAGUCUGGAAGCACAGGGAAGGAGGAUCAGCCUGCUGGCUUUGCUGUCUCUAGCCUUUGUCUUCUUUCUCAGUUACAAAUCCUGUCCCACGCUGAGGUGAGCAGCUCCCAUCCCCUCAGCCUGAGCUCCUCACGCUGCUCUUGUCUGGAGAGCAGGAGCUGCCUUUGCUCAGGACCCUGUGGCUCCCAGAGCUGCAGAGCCAGCACCCCGUGGUGCUGAGGAAGGGAGAUGUGCAGCUCAACUGGAACCUGGUCGUGGAUUACUGUCUUAGGUCACUCAUUGAGUUCGUAUGAUUUCCUCAUUAACGACAAAGCUGCAAUAUAAUAUAACUGAGAGGCCACGAUGUAUUUUCUCUUGUGGUUCAGAGGGUGGGGGUUGGAGGGGCAGCUGGGUUUAAAGUUUAGCUGGUAUACUUUAAACUCUGUGUACAUAACCUUGGAGGACACGGGGGUGGGAAGGGGUCCGCGGUUAUUUUGGUGGGAUUGGUGAACUUCAGGAUGUUUUUGUUUAAAGAAUAAGGUAUUUAAUUAAUGACAUUGUACAAAGAGCUAUUAAUUUAAAUGGUGCUUUUGUUCUCCUACCCCAGACCUGUCUAACCUUUCUUUUUGGCAAGCCUGCAGCAAUGCUGAUCAUGUUGACUUUUGUACCUUGGGGGAGUGUGUGGAAGGGGAGGGGAAAUGCUUUUCUCUUCAGACAAAUAACGUUGCCCAUAGUUAACUUCCUGCUUGGAUACACACCUUGAAUUCCCUUUAUGCUGAAUUUUUAUGUGAAGGUCUCUUCAAAGGGACAGAACAAGCAGAGGUUAUUCCAAAAGAUCUCAACUGUAUCAUCUUGUAAUAUAUUGCAGCUUUAUGCCAAUGAUUCCUUGCUUACCUGUACACAGUCCAUGCAUGUUUUGAACUAAUUUUACAUUCUCCAUUUGUGGUGAGUUAUUUAGCAUUUUAACCACCUUUUGUGCCAUUCAACUUGUACAGAAAACAUUUUUAUUGACGUUUUAAAGGGAGGGGGAAAAAAAUAAAAAGACCCCUUUCUGCUCUCUAGUUGUAGGUAGAACUCAGUUACUUAGCAAACAGAUGUAGAUGAGUGGUUGUAGUGUUAGAAAUGUUGGCUUGCUCGUGAACAAGCUCUUGAGAGUAAAUGCAUGGUCCUGUACCUCUCUUUUCUUAAUUAGCUCUUCCUUUCCUCCUGGAAAGAUUCUCUCUCUCCCUCUCUCUUACUCUUUGUCUCUCUCUCUCUCUCUCUCUCUCGUGGUUGUAAAGUACAGAUUUGGGCAUAAAUAAAAGGAUAAACGACCAGGUUUGAAAAGCAGUUCUCAACAGGUUCUCUCGGGGAACGGUUUUCUCGCAGUGCCUUGCCUCGGCACGUUGAUCAGAUCCAACUCCCAGGAUCCAGCAGGCGGAGGUCGGUCCCCCGCUGCCUCUGCUCGAGCUGGGGAGCGAGUCCAGCCUUUGGAAAUUCAGCUCUGGUGGAGGGUGAGGUGCUGCUGGGCCCUGCAGCUGAGGCAAGAGCGGCGUCGGCCGUGGCCUCCGCUCCUGGCGGUGGUGGAUGUCCCUGGGACUCGUCCCACGGCCCCUGAUUUGCGGAGUUUGCACACACUUUCGAUUUUCCUGGAUACGCAGCGAGGGGGUGGGGAUGGGGUAUGGGAAUUAUGUUGUUGGGGGGUCUGUAGACAGCUCCUUCUCCACACUCCCGAGCUCUGAGUUGAGGACAAGGGGCUCCUUGUUUAUUAGCUGUGGUUCUGUUGGCAGGAGAGGACAGAAAACGGGCAAGGUCUUGGAAAAGAUGGGGUCACUCACAGAGACGCAUUUUGUAAGAAAUGGACUUAAAGAAACCCCAAAAAGCCGUGCCACAAAAUCACAAAGUGUACCUAGAUCCACACCUCUAUUCCCUAUGGCUCUUCUCCCUUAACAGAAGUUCCUUUUGUCAGAAGAUUUGACUAGGAAAAAAGUCCAUUUUUGUGAGGUGUUGUGAACUGUUUUUACUACUUGUAAUAACCAUCCCGGGUCUGAGUAUUCUUGUAAUGCAAUGCCAUGCAGCAGAGAACCUGUCCACUUUAUAGCUUUGCUCUCAAUAUUUGUUACUCAUUGUUUUCUCAUCUAAAUGUACAUUUGCAAGAUGUGUGUAAUGUCAUUUUCAAAAAAUAAAAUUUGGUUUCAGUAUUUAGGCCGAUAACAA